This is a messenger RNA of Phanerochaete carnosa HHB-10118-sp, 726 nucleotides long. RefSeq lists its product as uncharacterized. Gene Ontology annotation, molecular function: protein binding. The transcript is spliced from 2 exons. The record is from RefSeq and is a predicted model, not a curated record. Bases 1 to 726 code for a protein of 241 amino acids. Lineage: Eukaryota; Fungi; Basidiomycota; Agaricomycetes; Polyporales; Phanerochaetaceae.
AUGCUUCUGUUCGGCACUGGCGAUGUCCUAAUAUGGCGACUCUCCGAUGGUCUUUUGGUUCAACGCCUACAACGUCAGGUCCAUACAGAUGCAGUUAGAUCCCUGUCGUUUUCUCCCAAUAGUCAAGCCGUCGUUUCGGGAUCUGAAGACAAGAGUGCAAUCGUCUGGGACAUUCGGAGUGGCGGUGUUCUUCUAUGUUUGGAAGGACACAGUGAACCAGUAGACACUGUCAUGUAUGCCCCCCAUGGCCUAUUCAUUGCUACUGCUUCCUUCGACUCGUUCAUAAAGAUCUGGGACGCUUUGACUGGGGCAUGUCUGCACUCCUUCAUUGUCAGUGGAGGAAUAACCGGGCUUGUAUUUUCCUCGAACUUCUCCCUGUCUCGCCGGGGAGAUCGUAUAGCCACGGCCUCGGGUGGUGAACUCAAAAUCUGGAGUGUAACGACCGGCGAAGAACUUCUCACAAUCAACCACAGGCGCAAUCUCUUUUAUCCCGUGAUCUUGUCCUUAGACGACGCCGAGGUGUUGGUGUCCUGUCCGCAGGACAAGAACGUUGUUGCCUACGACUCGCGGACGGGCCAGCUACGCCGUGUCUUCGCAUUAUCGGACCAAGCACGCUGCGCGGCAUACUCUCCGGGUGGGGAUUUCAUUGUCCUCGGCGAGUGGGGCGGCGAGCUGAAAGUAUUUGACGCGAAGUCUGGGGACACUCGUUGCAAAUUCUGUGGCUGA